GAUGCGGCGGGCGGCCCACGGGCGCACACACCCUCUCUGUGCAGCCAAUGGACGUGCGCGCGUCACUGACCGGGCGGCCCGCGAGCGGCAGCCCCUUCAAUAAGCCACAUUGUUGCACGAAACUCCAGCGCAAGAGUCCCGGGCUGCCGCCUUCAUCGCCGAGUCACACAGCUAGGAAGAUCUACCGACGGGAGCAUCGCGCACAUUUGUCUAAGAGGUCCGAUCACCCCAGUGAAGCUGGGCUGCGGUUCUUUCCAAGUUGAGUUUAGUGCCCCUGUGGCUUAGGUUAGUGCUUUGACGUAGGGCAGCCGGACACGUUGCCUGGAGUGUAAUACUUAGUCGCUUUUACCAGUUGUGACUCCAAAGAAUUCCUGUUCCUAGAGCCCCGAGUUCCCACCUAACCAGGCGCGCUUUCGCCGUUAGCCUUCUUCGUGGAUUCCCUGCUCCCCGUCGGGCCCGCCGAGUCUAGGCACAAAGCGGUCGUACCACCCCCAAGCGCUCGCGCUUCGGUUUCCCAAAGUCGGCACCGUCUGGUCGCGCGGUAGGAUGAUUGCCUCGCAUCUGCUCGCCUACUUCUUCACGGAGCUCAACCAUGAUCAAGUACAGAAGGUUGACCAGUAUCUCUACCACAUGCGUCUCUCUGAUGAGACCCUCCUGGAGAUCUCUAAGAGGUUCCGCAAGGAGAUGGAGAAAGGGCUUGGAGCCACCACCCAUCCCACUGCGUCCGUGAAAAUGCUGCCAACUUUUGUGAGGUCCACUCCCGACGGCACAGAACACGGAGAAUUCCUGGCCCUGGACCUCGGGGGCACCAACUUCCGGGUGCUCUGGGUGAGAGUGACUGACAAUGGGCUCCAGAAGGUGGAGAUGGAGAACCAGAUCUAUGCCAUCCCGGAGGACCUCAUGCGCGGCAGUGGAACCCAGCUGUUCGACCACAUUGCUGAAUGCCUGGCAAACUUCAUGGACAAGCUACAGAUCAAAGACAAGAAACUCCCUCUGGGUUUUACCUUCUCCUUCCCCUGCCACCAGACUAAGCUCGACGAGAGUUUUCUGGUGUCAUGGACCAAGGGGUUCAAGUCCAGCGGAGUGGAAGGCAGAGACGUGGUGGCUCUGAUCCGCAAGGCCAUCCAGCGGAGAGGGGACUUUGAUAUUGACAUUGUGGCUGUGGUGAAUGACACAGUUGGGACCAUGAUGACCUGUGGCUAUGAUGACCAGAACUGUGAAAUCGGUCUCAUUGUUGGCACGGGCAGUAAUGCCUGCUACAUGGAGGAGAUGCGCCACAUCGACAUGGUGGAAGGCGAUGAGGGGCGGAUGUGCAUCAACAUGGAGUGGGGGGCAUUUGGAGACGACGGCACACUCAAUGACAUUCGCACUGAGUUUGACCACGAGAUUGACAUGGGCUCGCUGAACCCUGGGAAGCAACUGUUUGAGAAGAUGAUCAGCGGGAUGUACAUGGGCGAGCUGGUCAGGCUCAUCCUGGUGAAGAUGGCCAAGGAGGAGCUGCUCUUUGGGGGGAAGCUCAGCCCUGAGCUGCUCACUACAGGUCGCUUUGAGACAAAAGAUGUUUCCGAUAUCGAAGGGGAGAAGGAUGGCAUCAAGAAGGCUCUGGAAGUCCUGGUACGGCUGGGCCUGAACCCAACCCAGGAGGACUGCGUGGCCACCCACCGAAUCUGCCAGAUCGUGUCCACACGCUCAGCCAACCUGUGCGCAGCCACCCUGGCUGCCGUGCUGCGGCGCAUCAAGGAGAACAAGGGCGUGGAGCGGCUGCGUUCCACCGUGGGAGUUGACGGCUCUGUCUAUAAGAAACACCCCCAUUUUGCCAAGCGUCUUCACAAGACUGUGCGAAGGCUGGUGCCCGACUGUGAUGUCCGCUUCCUCCGUUCAGAAGAUGGCAGUGGCAAAGGGGCAGCCAUGGUGACGGCAGUGGCCUACAGGCUGGCUGACCAGCACCGAGCCCGCCAGAAGACCCUGGAGUCUCUGAAGCUGAACCAUGAGCAGUUGCUGGAGGUCAAGAGGAGGAUGAAGUUAGAAAUGGAGCGCGGUCUGAGCAAGGAGACCCAUUCUGUGGCCCCCGUCAAGAUGCUGCCCACCUACGUAUGUGCCACUCCUGAUGGCACAGAGAAAGGAGACUUCCUGGCCUUGGACUUGGGAGGAACCAACUUCCGGGUUCUGCUGGUACGGGUGCGAAACGGGAAGAGGCGUGGUGUAGAGAUGCACAACAAGAUCUACUCCAUCCCACAGGAAGUCAUGCAUGGCACCGGGGACGAGCUCUUUGAUCACAUUGUCCAGUGCAUCGCUGACUUCCUGGAGUACAUGGGCAUGAAGGGCGUGUCUCUGCCCCUGGGCUUCACCUUCUCCUUCCCCUGCCAGCAGAACAGUCUGGAUGAGAGCAUCCUCCUCAAGUGGACAAAAGGCUUUAAGGCAUCUGGCUGUGAGGGUGAGGACGUGGUCAGUCUGCUGAAGGAAGCCAUCCAUCGGCGGGAGGAGUUUGACCUGGAUGUGGUUGCUGUGGUGAAUGACACGGUGGGAACCAUGAUGACCUGUGGCUAUGAAGACCCUCACUGUGAAGUGGGCCUCAUCGUUGGUACGGGCAGCAAUGCCUGCUACAUGGAGGAGAUGCGCAACGUGGAGCUGGUGGACGGAGAAGAGGGGCGCAUGUGUGUCAACAUGGAGUGGGGGGCCUUCGGGGACAAUGGAUGCCUGGAAGACUUCCGCACCGAGUUUGAUGUGGCCGUGGAUGAGCUUUCCCUCAACCCUGGCAAGCAGAGGUUUGAGAAGAUGAUCAGCGGUAUGUACUUGGGGGAGAUUGUACGUAAUAUCCUCAUCGAUUUCACCAAGCGUGGGCUGCUGUUUCGUGGGCGCAUCUCGGAGCCACUCAAGACAAGAGGAAUCUUUGAAACCAAGUUCCUGUCUCAGAUUGAGAGUGACUGCCUGGCUCUGCUGCAGGUGCGGGCCAUCCUGCACCGUCUGGGGCUUGAGAGCACCUGUGAUGACAGCAUCAUUGUCAAGGAAGUGUGCACUGUGGUGGCACGGCGGGCAGCCCAACUCUGUGGGGCAGGCAUGGCCGCUGUGGUGGACAAGAUACGAGAAAACCGGGGGCUGGACACUCUCAAAGUGACUGUGGGCGUGGAUGGGACCCUCUAUAAGCUACAUCCUCACUUUGCCAAAGUUAUGCACGCAACAGUGAAGGAACUGGCCCCCAAAUGUGACGUGUCCUUCCUGGAGUCGGAGGAUGGCAGUGGCAAGGGGGCAGCUCUCAUCACUGCUGUGGCCUGCCGCAUCCGAGAAGCCGGACAGCGAUAGGACCCCUGACAUCACAAAGGACUUCUGGUUCUCCCCUUCCCCACUUUAAAUUAUAAGAUGUCACCCCCGUGUCAGACUGACCCCUUGGCUUUUCCUUGGCAGAGAGGAUCCCACUGGACUGGGUCUUGUUCCUGUAAUUACUCACUGUACAGUUUGAUACCUACAGAUAAACACAGCUUGAAGUAAGAAUUUGUUCCCAUUAGUCACAACCAGCCCCAUUGGUUCUCUUAAGAAAAUUAACUCUUGGUAGUAAUACCCCUGGUCAUGUUCCACACCUCUGAAAGGAUGGGGGUAAUACUGAUAAUGACAACAGUUCUUCACCUCGGAGCCUGAGCGCAACAUUUCUAUGUGAAAAGCGUCCCCCAGCAGAGCGCCAGACAUCUGGGCAAUCUGCAAGUGAGCCUGAUUCUUCUACAGAAGAGGUAACAGUGGAGGGAAUGGAUUUCCAAGGGACAGCCACUCUUCAGCCUCAUCCACUUAUGUGUGUGCUGUGGAUUCCAGCCUCUGCCCGGACAGUGAAACCAAAGCCAAGAAUUGAUGCUUCCUGCCUGUAGGCUCGUAGUAAUGCCUCUUUGUAGGGCCACAAAUCAUACAUACGCAGUGGAGCUAUUGGGGGCUGGGGAGCAGAGCAUUUCGGUUUGUUUUUCAGAUUUUUUUUCUCCUGCAGAAGUGAAAACACUGUAUUUUCAUUUUAAUUUAUGUUUGAGAUUUAUUUAGUUGAUGAAGUAAGUGUUCAUGUUGACCUGUAAUGGUCAGUUGUAUGUAAUGUAUUUAUAUGUGAAUGUAUUGUAUAUAGAAAUGUGGAGUCCCCAUGGACUCAGCCUCAUUUGUAGAUUAGUUAAGGAUGGAAGGUGGAGUUCCUAGAAAUACCUCGUUCCUGCAUCGCCUCUGAGAAGAGAAGAGAAGCCUCUCUUGGGCGAGCAAAUAAAUGGCAGGGCAGCCACCUUCCAGCUCUUCUUUCCUUCUCUUGCCGGCUUGGAAUGUGUGAAAGGCAGAGACGGGGCAGAGGUGGGGCCUGUAGCUUGGAGGAGAAACUACAGCAAUUGCUGCUCUGUGUAGAGACUAUCCAGCGCAAUAUUCCAUGGGAUGCUGAUCUAAGGAAACCAAAGGAUUCAUUUCAAAGGGACUCAGACAUUUGUACUCUCAUUUCUUAAGGCAGUCAGUGCUCAUGGUACUUUCUUCAAGUUCUGAGAAGAUAAAGGAAGCCACCAAAAAAAUGUCUUAAAAACUGUUACCUAAUUGUCAACAACAGACCAAAAUGAAGCAAUUAAGCAACCAAACCAAGGCUCAGGGACAACUGUUUUUCUUAAUGUAUGUGUGCCCCUGGGUUUGUUUAAUGAGUGUUUUGCAGGAAAUGUUCAUGUGCUUCCCUGGGCUGAGUUGGUAUUGGUCUGCUGACCCGUUUUUAUAUUUUUAUACACAGAAUUUUUUCCAACUGUUGAAAGGGAUGGGAAUGGCAUAAAAACUUCUCUACCCUGAUCAAUUCUGAACACCCAGGACCCAGUUCUCUUCACAAAUGCACGCAACCACAGUCAUUAAACCUAUACACACAUUGAGACUGUUGUAGCACAUUAAACCUCAGCCUGCAGUGCUGACAUCCCAUAUAGGUGCCAGUUGAAAUCCUGGCUGCUCCACGUUCCUUCUAGCUCCCUGCUAAUGCAUCUGGGAAGGCAAGAGAAGAUGGCCCAAGUGCUUGGCCCCUUACCACCCAUGUUGGAGACUCAGAUGAUGCAUCUGCCUCCUAGCUUCUGCUAGACUCAGCCCUGGCCUUGCGGCCAUUUGGUAGCCAACCAACAGAUGGAAGAUCUUUCUAUAUCUGUGUCCUUCUGUCUCUGUAAACUCUGCCUUUCAAAUAAAUAAGUAAAUCUUAAAAUUAAAACAAAAACCUGGACACACAUGACAGAAAAAAUGAGCUUAUAACACCAUUAAGUAAAAUACAAAGAUGCAACAGAGAUGGAAACUCAAGACUCAACUGCCCCCUCCCCCCCCAGUUUUUGCGCAUUUUCCAAAUGUGUACUAUAAAUGGGGCCUGAUUGUUUUAGCAGAGCAAAGUGAAGAACUGCCCAGAUCCCCCUGGGAAGCUCAUGAAGAAGGGGUUGGGCCUUCUCGUUUGUUGCAGGCUCCCUUUGUCUGGGGUAGCUCUUCGGUCACUCCCAUCUACACCAAUUGAUCCAGAAUGUGAGCACCUCUCUGUAAGAAAGCCAAAAGCCACCUGCAGGUUUGUGGGUCACCAAAGGAUGUCCAUGAAUUAGAGAUGAAUCUCAUUGUAAAAUUGAAAAUUAGACAUCUUCUAUGAAAUUAUACUUUUUGUUUUUUAAGGCAGAGAUGUGUGUGUAGCUAUUGAAGAUGUGCUGCUGGUUUGUAAAAAGGAGUGAUGGAAAUGCAUUUUUUAAAUGUUUGCACUCCCAGCGUUUGGCUGACAGCAGCGUGUUGGUGCUGCUUUGCUUGGUGUGAACCAAUGGAUCUCGAUCUUUGGGGUGUGCUAAAUCGUCGAUCAUCUCAAAUCCUUGAGCACUCAGUCUAGUGUAGGUGUUGUCAUGUACGAUAAAGAACUAGUGGAAUUAACUAUGUGAUGUUAACUAUUAAUAAAUUUUAACAUUUUUCAAAAUA
Molecule: messenger RNA, 5910 nt
Organism: Ochotona curzoniae (black-lipped pika)
Lineage: Eukaryota; Metazoa; Chordata; Mammalia; Lagomorpha; Ochotonidae
Gene: HK2
Product: hexokinase 2
Exons: 18
Coding region: 547-3300 (917 amino acids)
Biological process (GO): glucose 6-phosphate metabolic process; glycolytic process; intracellular glucose homeostasis
Cellular component (GO): cytosol; mitochondrion
Molecular function (GO): mannokinase activity; glucokinase activity; fructokinase activity
Source: RefSeq, a predicted model, not a curated record